Messenger RNA from Glycine soja, 1422 nucleotides. Its product is annotated as uric acid degradation bifunctional protein TTL-like. NCBI's taxonomy places the organism in Eukaryota, Viridiplantae, Streptophyta, Magnoliopsida, Fabales, Fabaceae. Gene Ontology annotation, biological process: purine nucleobase metabolic process. The coding region runs from base 172 to 1203 and encodes 343 amino acids. Gene Ontology annotation, molecular function: hydroxyisourate hydrolase activity; carboxy-lyase activity. The transcript is spliced from 6 exons. The record is from RefSeq and is a predicted model, not a curated record.
UCACGUGGCUUUUUGUUCGUAUCCCAAGAACAAGACCAAGGUGCUGACACACCCUCUUCUCUUUUCUUCCCAAAACCUUACACGGAUCCUCAACCCAUAAAAACACUCCAAUUCCAAUUGAAUUGUCCAAAACACAAGCGAAGUGAAGAGAGAGUGAGUAUCGUUUGAACAAUGGAGUUCAGUUUCGACGAGAAGGACUUCGCGUCGUGCUGCGGAAGCACCAAAUUCGCGAAGGAAAUGGCUUCGGCCUCUCCUUUCCGUUCGUUCCAGGACGCUGUUUCUGUCGCGAAGGGCGUUUGGUUCAACAGCGUUGAUGUCAACGGUUGGCUUCAGGCCUUCUCCGCGCACCCUCAGAUCGGUCAAACCCACGCUCCCUCUGUCGCCUCUGAAGCCAGUGCUCAGGGUAUUAGGAAAUGGAUUCUCUGCAAUAAAAUGUGGAGUAAGGGAGAGCAAUCAACUGCUUUAGCAACUGCUACUGGUUCUAGCUUACAGGAACUAUCUGAAUGGAAUGCUCGAUAUAGGGAAAAGUUUGGGUUUGUAUUUCUCAUUUGUGCAGCUGGGAGAAGUACCGAUGAGAUACUUGCUGAACUGAAGAGACGUUAUACAAACAGGCCAAUUGUUGAAUUUGAGAUUGCUGCUCAGGAGCAAAUGAAAAUUACAGAACUGCGCCUUGCAAAGCUCUUUUCAAGUAGAGAAAACAUUUCUUCUUCAGUUGAUAAAUAUUCCGCUGCUAAAAAGGCAGAAGAAGAUCGUAUAAGCAUUAUUGGUGGUCACGUGACUGCUGCUUCAGAGAUUUCAACAGCAAAAUUGAUUCACCAUCCUGCCAGAACCCGCCCUCCCAUUACCACUCAUGUGUUGGAUGUUUCUCAGGGCUCUCCAGCUGCUGGUAUCGAGGUACUUCUGGAGGUGUGGAGGGGCACUCAGUCUCGACCGACAUUUGGGGCCUCAGGCGGUGGCAGUUGGGUGUUCCAAGGGUCUUCAACGACCGAUUUAGAUGGUCGUAGUGGUCAACUGUUGAGCAUAGUUGAUGAUGUGAAUCCAGGGAUAUACAGGAUAAGUUUCAACACUGGGAAGUACAUCCCAAAUGGUUUCUUUCCUUAUGUGUCUCUAGUGUUUGAAAUCAAGGAGUCACAAAAAAGGGAACAUUUCCAUGUUCCUCUCCUGCUUUCACCAUUCUCAUUCAGCACUUACCGUGGAAGCUAGGAUUAUAGGCACAGUUGCCAAAUGGAUGUCACUGAUAUUUGUGGGUACCUAGCAUGAAUUUCUGAAGAUUUGGUGAAUUGAACUUGUGUUCAUGCCCAUAGAACAUGGUAAAAAGGGUACCAAAUGUACAAAGGUAAUCAGUGUAUUACUGUUUAGUUAAUGCAUGUUACAUAAGUUCUUUUGAAUUAAUAAUCGAGACUUGCAAUAUUUGAGACGUGA